Eutrema salsugineum is the source of this 1142-nucleotide messenger RNA. RefSeq names its product probable esterase KAI2. The transcript is spliced from 2 exons. Gene Ontology annotation, biological process: response to karrikin. Bases 68 to 883 code for a protein of 271 amino acids. Lineage: Eukaryota; Viridiplantae; Streptophyta; Magnoliopsida; Brassicales; Brassicaceae. The record is from RefSeq and is a predicted model, not a curated record.
GUUUACAAGAAGAGAACGAGAGAAGAAUUGUGUGUUCACUGUGUUGUGUAGAGAGAGAAAAACAGAGAUGGGUGUAGUAGAGGAAGCUCACAACGUGAAGGUGAUUGGCUCAGGAAAUCAAGCUACGAUCGUAUUGGGUCACGGAUUCGGCACGGACCAGUCAGUGUGGAAACACCUGGUCCCACAUCUCGUCGAUGAUUACCGCAUCGUGCUCUACGACAACAUGGGAGCCGGUACGACCAACCCUGACUAUUUCGACUUCGAUCGUUACUCAACUCUCGAAGGUUUCUCUUUCGAUUUGAUUGCAAUCUUGGAAGAUCUUCAAAUCGAGUCUUGUAUCUUUGUUGGUCACUCUGUUUCCGCCAUGGUCGGUGUCUUGGCUUCUCUUAACCGACCUGAUCUCUUCUCCAAAAUCGUCAUGAUUUCUGCUUCCCCAAGAUACGUGAACGAUGUUGAUUACCAAGGUGGAUUCGAGCAAGACGACCUAAACCAGCUCUUCGAAGCGAUGCGAAGCAAUUACAAAGCGUGGUGCUUAGGUUUCGCUCCACUCGCCGUCGGCGGCGACUUAGACUCAGUCGCCGUUCAAGAAUUCAGCAGAACGCUCUUCAACAUGCGUCCUGACAUAGCGCUCUCCGUGGCUCAGACCAUUUUCCAAAGCGACAUGAGACAGAUCUUGCCUUUUGUCGCUGUCCCUUGUCACAUCCUCCAAAGCGUUAAGGAUUUAGCCGUACCAGUCGUCGUCUCCGAGUAUCUUCACACCAAUCUCGGAUCCGAAUCCGUCGUCGAGGUUAUUCCUUCCGAUGGUCAUCUUCCUCAGCUUAGCUCGCCGGAUUCUGUCAUUCCCGUCCUCCUCCGUCACAUUCGCAACGACAUCGCUGUCUGAUGAGAAGUUUUUUUUAAUUAAAUUUAACGAAAUAAAUAAUCGAAAAAAUUAUAUAUCUGAUGUGAUAUGUCUGUCAUAUUGAGAAUAUCGUUUCGUUGUCGUUUGGUUCUGAUUCGUUUCUCUUGGAUUAUGUAUGAUCGUUGUUGUUCUUAUCUUUAUUUUUAACGAGAAGUCUUUUGUCUUUUGUGUCCAGCUUUGCUCGACACCUCAAUUAUUGCUGUGCUCAUUAUAAUGUCGAUGUAACCUUGAAAGUUCGUGA